Messenger RNA from Manacus vitellinus (golden-collared manakin), 2297 nucleotides. RefSeq names its product prion protein (gene PRNP). The record is from RefSeq and is a predicted model, not a curated record. NCBI's taxonomy places the organism in Eukaryota, Metazoa, Chordata, Aves, Passeriformes, Pipridae. Gene Ontology annotation, cellular component: membrane. Bases 29 to 541 code for a protein of 170 amino acids. The transcript has 2 exons. Gene Ontology annotation, biological process: protein homooligomerization.
UGUCCCUGUGUCCUCAGGUCCCACAGCCAUGGCCAGGCUCCUGCUCACCUGCCUCUUGGUGGUCCUGCUCCUCGGCAUCUGCACCGACGUCGCCUUCUCCAAGAAGGGCAAAGGCAAACCCGGCGGGGGCACGGGGCUGGGGGGCUACGCCAUGGGCAGGGCCAUGUCGGGGAUGCACUACCGCUUCGACAGCCCCGACGAGUACCGCUGGUGGAACGAGAACUCGGCGCGUUACCCCAACCAGGUGUACUACCGCGACUACGGCGGCUACGUCCCGCAGGACGUCUUCGUGGCCGACUGCUUCAACAUCACCGUCACCGAGCACAGCAUCGGCCCCGCCGCCAAGAAGAACGCCUCGGACGCCGGGCAGGCCGUGAACCAGACGGAGGUGGAGCUGGAGAACAGGGUGGUGACCAAGGUGAUCCGGGAGAUGUGCAUCCAGCAGUACCGCGAGUACCGCCUGGCCAACGGCAUCCGGCUGCACCUCGCCGACGCCUCGCUCGCCGCCCUCCUGCUCCUCGUCCUCUUCGCCAUGCACUGAUGGGUCCCGGGAUCCCACGGCUUUGAGAUGUCACCCGUGUCCCCGGGGGGACCCCCCGCCCUCCCCGUUCUUGCUUGCGGUCGUCGUCGGUGAAGAGCCCUUGGGGCGCACGGGCGCCGGCGCUCCCCUCACCUCCUUGGGGUUCACUCCAUCAGCUCCUUGGGGUUCACCUCCAUCAGCUCCUUGGGGUUCACCUCCAUCAGCUCCUUGGGGUUCACUCCAUCACCUCCUUGGGGUUCACCUCCAUCACCUCCUUGGGGUUCACCUCCAUCACCCCCUUGGGGUUCACCUCCAUCACCCCCUUGGGGUUCACCUCCAUCACCCCCUUGGGGUUUACCCCCAUUGCUUCCUUGGGGUUGUCUCUGGUUUAGGCAACUGGAUGAAAAUUUCCUUCUCCGCUCCAAACACGUCCCCAGUGAGGCAGGACAGCUGGAUGUACCCCAAAAAACAUGGCCUUCACCACCUCCUCCUCCUCGGGGCCACCCCGAGAGGGACCAGGCAGAGGGGACCUCUCCUUGGCAUCCUUGCAAGAGCAUCUCCAAAAAUGCCCUUUGCUAAUGAGCAGGGUUUUAUUUAACCCCCUCAGUCCCGCUGCCACCCCUUUCCCUGGGGCACCCAAGCACCUCUAUCCCCCCGGAUAGGGGCAGAUAUGGGGUUUUCAAGCAACAAGCUGCCAGGUUGCAAUUUUAACCCUUUAAUCCUAAAAGAAACCCCUUCCCCAUGUACAUAUUCCCACACCUUUGCAUGCUGCAAAACCCUCCUGCAGCAACACACCAAAAUAAAGUCAUUUUUUAUUCCCCCCCUCGGCAAGGCUGAAGCGCCGGUCGGUCUUUCUCAGCCUGCCAAAGGCAAAAAGUGCUGCUGAAUGCCCAAAAUACCCCCAAAAUGGGGUGUUACAGCCUGAGAAAAGGCUAUUUUGGAUGCUACAGGUGACAAGUCACACUCAUACUCCAGCACCUUGACCUAGAGGAAGUUAAAAUGCAGCCAAAAGGAUGCUCAGGGCGGGUCAAGCACUUAGCAAGAGACUUAAAUCAGGUGAAUCAUAGAGUCACAGCACCAGGAAAAACAAGCCUGGGAUGCAAGAUGCUUCAUAAAACCCACACUUGUGAGUAAUUUCUGUGGCACAUGGAAGCAGCGGGUGGAAUUCUUGCUUCUCACGAGCCGGGUCGUGGGGGACCCGCAGCCUCUGCAAUGCUUGUUUGACCCAGUUCUAUUUAAUAUCUCGUGCAUUUUUUUUUGCAAGGCACUGAAAUGAGUUGGUUUUUUUGCAUCAGUGUAAGCUAAGUGAAGAAAUAUAAAUAUAUAUAUAUAUAUAUAUACACACACAAACAGAGAGGAAUCUUUUGGGAUCCCCACUGGAGAAGCAGGGCUUUGAGGUUCCCGUACUUUGUGAUACGCGGAUGUUUUGUAAACCCCUGGCGGCGCGUGCUCGGGAUCUGCAGUUCUGAUACUUUUCUAAGUGUUCUGGUACAGAUUAAAACAGAUAAAGCCAAGAUGCACCAUCAGCCUCCUUCCUGGAAACAGCUCUGGGCCCAUCCCCCGGAGCCAAAAGCUGCAUUUUGCAUUUUCUGGCCUGUGGGAGCCCUUUGUUCCCAUUAGACACCAAAUUUGGCCUCAACCCCACAAUCUCAACCCAACAGUCUCAGUUAACCCUUUCCCCUCCCCCUGCUCCCACUAAUGGUGUCGCUGAAGUCCAACAAAACAUUUUCUAAUUUCUGUCUAAUUCUAAUUUCUGUCUAAUAAAGGAGUUUUUACA